AUGGCCUCCGAGCCAGAACCGCCAACAGGGCUCGAUGCGGUCCCGGCCUCAUCAGCGGCUGCGGCGGAAGCGGAGGAGAGCCGCAUCGCGCCGGCAGCGAGCGACCCUCCCGCGCCCGUCCCUCCCGCGCCCGUCGCGACGGCAGAGACGACCGCGACCGAGCCAUCGACCGAGCCAUCGACGCGCACCGCGACCGGACCCGCGCCGGAGCCGGCGGCCCCCGCGGACCCGUCGACCUAUCGCGGCGUGGAGGGCACCGACUUCCGCGUCGCCGCCACCGAAACCCUCGUCCAGGCGCAGAGCAAGGAGCGCAUCGCGGAGCUCGCGGGCGUCGACCCGAACGCGGCGACGAGGGAAGCCGACUCGAUCGUCGCCGCGGCAAAGGCCAAGGCCGACGCCGAGGCCGCCGCAGCCGCAGCCAAGGCGGCGGCGGAGAAAGAGGAGGAGGACGCCGCACUGAAGAUCCAGGCGGUGUUCCGCGGUAAGGCUGCUAGGCGCGACGUCGAGGAGUUCAAGAAGGGCGGCGGCGUCGAGUCGAGAUCGGCGACGACGGAGGCGGCGGCGGGCGGCGGCGUCGGCGCCUUCGCGGCGGGUUCCAACGCCCUUCACGUCGAGGACACCGCGUCCAAGGCUGUGCAGCCCGCGCCCCCCGCGAUGCAGCUCGGGCACUGGGAAACGUUCGCCGCGAGGCAAAUCGCUCGCCACGUCCCGGUUGCUUCGGGCGGGUUGGCGCUGGGUCCCGCGCCGCGGGGGUAUCGGUUCAGGGUCCUCGCGGUCGAGGCGUUCCCGUUCGGCCCCGAGUGCUUCCGCAUCCGCGACCGAGGGAACACGUUGGAGGCCAAGGUGAACGUGUCGUUCUACGACGAGUGCACGGGCUCGUUUCACGGCGCGACGUGCUCGUCGGCGCCCGAGCCCGCCGAGAUCCCGGCGACUCCCGGCGACGGCGACGGCGACGCCGCGCCCGUGGCGACGCUCGACGUCCAGCACGACGCGUACUUUACCACCCGCGUGUGCGACCCGAGGUGCCUGAUCGUCGUGGAGAUCGUGCUCGUGGAGCGGCGCGGGGACGGUUCGGCGGCGCGGGAGACGUCCGCGGGGUGGGCGGCUAUGCCCGCCGUCGGCCCCGGCGGCGCCGAGCCGACGGGGGCGCCGGGCAGCGCGCCCGUGCGCCAGGGAUCGCCGCGGUACCUGAUGUGGGGCAGACCCCGCGCGGGCCAGCACCCGCCGAGCCAGUUGGGCAGGGCGAAGCUCCACUUUGUCCACGAGACGUGCCCCGCGCUUCUCAGGGCGGCGCCGCUCAUCCCGGAGGAUUUCCCCGUCACCUACGGCGACGUGGUGCCCGGAGUGCUUCGAUUCGACGCGGACGGCGAGCUAACCAGCGAUGUCGAUGCCGUGACCACCACGCUCACGUCGCCGCUGCUCGCGCCCACGAGGGCGGUGUCGCUGUCGGGGAUGAGGGUGAAUCUUCCGAAGCGGAUGAUGGACGUGGUCGCCGCGUCGCCCGAUCUCGCCGUCGCGCUCCACGGCGCGGGUGCCAAGCCCCCGGGCGUGGACUCCCUGGUGGCGAACCCCACCGCGUCGGCCGCGGCGAUCGCGGCGGCCAAGUGCGUCACCGUGCGGAUCACCGCGCACAACGGCAGGGUCUUUGUGGGCGAAUCCGUCGAGGCGUCUGAUUUCGCCGUCGACCCCGAGGGUUCACCGAGCUGCAUCGUCCUGAGAAGCGACGCGAUCGUCCCGGACGUUCCCCAGGACGUCCUCGUGGUCCUCGUGGUCGAGGUGUUGUACCGCGCUCCGGGGAAGCGGGGCGAGCCGCCGGUGACGCUGGGAUGGGCGGCGACGUGUCCGUUCCGACCGGGGAUCGAAUCGCCCGGACACGCGACGUCGGACACCUUCUCCGGAAGCCUCGCGCUGCGAAUCGGCGAGGACGCGCUCCUCGUGACGCGUAGGGGCCGGGGUCCGCGCGCAGAGCCGUGCGUGGAUUGGCGGUCGGUCGUGCAGGCGCCGCAGGAGGUUUGGCGCGCGGUGUUUCGAAGCGGCGGGGAUGUCAGUGACAAGGAUGAAACGUCAGUCGCGUUUACGUUUGCCGCCGCGGAGGGAGACACGGGCGGCCAUCGCGGCGCGUCCCAGGCCGAGGCUGCCCGCGCGUUGCUCGACGCCCCCGUCGCGGAUAACGUCGCGCAGGCGAAGAGCAAGAUGGCGCAGGCUGAGACGGCGCUCAAGGACACUUCCAUGACUGGUCGGGAACGGGCCAAGGCUGAGGCGGCGCUCGCAGCUGCGAAGAUGGACCUGUCCUCGCAGCAGCAGCUGGUGCAGGUGAUGGAGCGGAUGCAGGUUCAGCUGAACGAGCUGGCGAGCUCGGUCAACGUCAUCAAGACCGACCUGCGUGGCUCGAGGGACGCCGCGCCGGCGCCGCCCGCGGCUGAACGCGCGCGACCCCUCGACCGGUCCCCCCGCGUGUCCCCAGAGGUUAGGAACGCGGAACCCGUGCCUCGCGUCCCCGAGGCGUCCCACUCCACGGACCCCGAGCCUCGCGUCCCCGAGGCAUCCCACUCGCCCCCAAUGGACGAGCCCGUCUAUGCCGACGAAGAGUGGCCCGCCGCGGGUCCCGCCGAGGGGUCCUCCGCGCUCUUCAGCGGCGCCGCCGCGGACGCCGGCGAGCCGCUCGUGUCGGCGCGAGGCCUCGGCGGCUUCAGCCGGGCCACCCGCGCGAGGCUCCACGCGGCUGGCGCGGACGCGACGCUCCCGCCGGACGUCCGCGACGCUAUUCGGGCCGCAGCUUCGCGCGCCGGCGCGCCGCAGAACCCGACGCUGGACAUCGUCCGCGAGCACAGGGAUAUUCGAGCGGUGAACGAGGUCAUCGUUCAGUUUUUGGCCUACCGCAAGUUCGACGCGCUCAACUCUACCUCGCAGCUCGCGGACGUGCACUUCACGUUCAACUUCUUCGACUUCCCCGCGUCCACUUCCAGGCCGUGUGUGCUGACGCCCCCCGACGUUCCCCGCGGUGAGCCGCAGAUGCUGGUACCCAAGGGUGCUCCGAGGAGGUCCGACGGCGGCGAACGAGCCGGCGACGCGUGGUUUAGGUUCAAGGUUGACGGGACCGGUAACGGCACCGGGGAUAAGAUCCCGGACGGUCCGGACGCGAUGCACGCGCGACGAUGCGCGUUUGUCGACUACUGCGCGACGCAGCGGCUCAGCGUGGACGUCUGGGACGGUAGCUCGCUGAUGCAGCACGGGACGUGCUCGAUCGACCUCACCGGUUUGCUCAGGCAGGGGCGGGAUUCGGCGGAGGUGAUGGUGGAGGCGCCGGUGGCGGCGACGGCGCCGCGGGUAACGUCGUGA
Micromonas commoda is the source of this 3339-nucleotide messenger RNA. RefSeq lists its product with no specific name. The record is from RefSeq and is a predicted model, not a curated record. Gene Ontology annotation, cellular component: cytoskeleton; non-motile cilium. The coding region runs from base 1 to 3339 and encodes 1112 amino acids. Gene Ontology annotation, molecular function: protein binding. The transcript is spliced from 3 exons. Gene Ontology annotation, biological process: negative regulation of canonical Wnt signaling pathway. NCBI's taxonomy places the organism in Eukaryota, Viridiplantae, Chlorophyta, Mamiellophyceae, Mamiellales, Mamiellaceae.